UUCAGUGAGGGGCUGCACUGGGAAUGGACAGCCGGAGCUGCCAUCCGGAGUGGGAAAGAGAGAGAGAGAGUAAGGGAGUGAGAGAGAGAGAGGGAGUGGAGGAAUGAACAGUGGAAGAGUGGAGUGCUCUAACAGCAGCGGCAGCAGCAGCACAUCAGACCAGCCUCCCUCUAUCAGCAGCAGCAGCAGCGCCCUGCUACCCACACUAUUCAGCACAGAGACAGAAAGAGCGCGCGCCCUCACCCAGCACAGACACGCGGCGGCUCUGCCAUGUCAGUGGGAGCCCCGCUGCCUGCUGUUAACGGGGGGAACCUGGAGCCAGAGCCCGGGAGAGCAGCAUGAGCAUAGAGAGCCGGAGACACGCACUGAGCCGGGCUGAGCUUUCUCACAGAGCCGGGCGGUCCGGAGGUCAGUAAAGAAGGAGCAUCAUGUGUAGCUCACUGAGCCCAAAGCAGCAGCCGGCUGGCCCCGGCUUGACUGACCUGCAGCAGUACAGCCAGUGGCUGGCCAGCAGACAUGAGGCCAGCUUACUGCCUAUGAAGGAGGACCUGGCGCUUUGGCUCACUAGCAUGCUGGGUGUGGAGAUCACAGCAGACAGCUUCAUGGACAGGCUAGAUAAUGGUUUCCUGUUAUGUCAGCUGGCUGAGACACUGCAGGAGAAAUUCAGGCAAAGCAACGGGGAAUUGUCGCCACCGGGCAAGCCAAUCCCCAAUCGGAGGAUCCCAUGUAGGGCAAGUGCUCCCUCCGGCUCUUUCUUUGCCCGGGAUAACACUGCUAACUUCCUGUCAUGGUGUCGAGAGGUGGGCGUUGGAGAAACCUGCUUGUUUGAAUCUGAGGGGUUGGUUUUGCACAAACAGCCACGUGAGGUCUGCCUCUGUCUCUUGGAGCUGGGGAGGAUAGCAUCCAGGUUUAAGGUGGAGCCACCUGGGUUAAUUAAGCUGGAGAAAGAGAUUGAGCAGGAGGAGAAAGCUCCUGAGCCCCCUCCCUCCCCCGUCUCUCCUACCCAGGUUUCUUCCCCCAACAAAUGCUCCUCCUGCAAGAAAAGCACUGGCAAGCUUCUGGAUGAUGCUGUAAAGCACAUUGCUGAAGAUCCUCCAUGUAAAUGUCCAAACAAGUUCUGCGUGGAGCGUCAGUCACAGGGCCGCUAUCGUGUCGGGGAGAAGAUACUCUUUAUUCGGAUGCUGCACAAUAAGCACGUGAUGGUGCGUGUGGGUGGAGGCUGGGAGACCUUUGAGAGCUACCUGCUGAAGCAUGACCCGUGCCGUAUGCUCCAGAUCUCAAGGGUGGAGGGCAAGAUCUCACCCAUCUCCAACAAAUCCCCCAGCAUUAAAGACCUCACCCCCGAUAGCUACCUGGUGGUAGCGGCACACUACAAAAGCAAGAAGUAAAGGGCAAAGGCAAAAGUGAAGACUAUUUGAUCAGGUGGACCUCCUCUCUGUAAUGUAUUUCACUGACAUACACUCAUCAUUAAAAAAAAUGUUGCACCCAGAAGGAAUUGUUGGAUUUUAAUGCUAUUCGGAAGAAAGAUGAAAAAAAAAAUUAUGAUUAAAAAAGCAUUCAGAAGUAGUGGUGCAUGUCUAGAUAGACAUAUCAACAUGGAGUUGUAGAAUGCAAAAUACAUAUAGUAUCAGUUAGGGCUGCACGAUAUUGGAAACAUUUUACAUUGAAAAUGUUCUUUUUUGACAAUAUAUAUCAUGAUAUUAAACAAUGCAGGGCCAAUGACGUCACCACCCCCACCCGCGCGCUGUCUCGCGUCCGGACCGAUCAAGUGCUGAGUCAGUGCCGAGCACUCAAAACCAGAGGAAAACAGCAAAACAACAGUAAUCGGCCCUUUAAUCAGGCUUCUUAAAAAAAUAAAUAAAGUAAAUAAGAGCGUGUUUCUGGGAUUAAUAACUUGAAUUCAGCUGUAACUGGAAAUAGCUGUGCAAAACUGUUCUGGACUGAGGUGCACAGCUUUCAGCAUGUGCGUUUACAAGCACUUGCCCAACCAUGUGGAUGGAGGCCAUGCGGUUACCUCGUAACAGUAACUCAGUGACAGUCUGUUUCAUUUCUGUUGUUUGAUUUAUUCACAUUUUUUUGAUGAUGAGUGUAUCAAACACAGCUGUUACCAUGUCUUAAGAAACUUGAGAAGCAAUGUUUCUCUGUUUGUGUGUAAUUUUAAGACCCUCAUCCUCAGAAUAUGGCCUUCCUCUGUGCAUAGCUGGUGGUAGACAUGAUUUCUUGACUAGUCAAACACAAUCUGUCUUUUUUUUUUUUUUUUUUAGAUUUUUACUUGCAUUUGUGUAUAAAUACACAACAUAGAUUGUUAUUAUGGUUAGUGAUAGCUUCUAGACUGAUUUAGAUCAUUCGUCAUAUUGCAUCCAAGCACAGAGGCUCUGAACUACAAUACGUCUGAUAUUAAGAGCACUUUCACACCUGUAGCCUGAAUCAGUUAAAGCAGUUAUAAACUUAAAGUGCACCAAAAUGCAUGACAACAGACCAUGUGAGUAUUUUCUCUCUGCUUAUUGGUCAAACCUAAAGUAUCUGAUUACUGUAUCCACAUUUGUUCCCGGAAAAAAAAAAAAAAUCACACCAACAAACCAUUUUGUUUUAUCCAGACUAAACAAAUGUGCAGGUGUGAAAAUGCACUUAGAGAAGAGACUGGAAUUCAAAAGUUUAAGAUCGUUUCAGACUGUUUUAGAUAUUUGCAUUUUAUUUUCACAUCUCAGAAUACUAUGCAAUGAUUUGUUGACGAUCACUUCUAAACUGGUAUAAACUGAUAUAUUUAGUCUAGAUUAUGGUGUUUUUUUUGUUUGUUAUUAUUCUACUUGUCUAUCAGCUUGUUUUAGUUUGUUUUGCUGAAAUGUCUGUAUAACUAAUGCUUGAAGUUUGUCAUCUCAUCAUGUUUUUGAAUUCAGGACUGAUUUGGUUCAUUUCUUAAUAUCUCCCUUGAUGGGUGUACAUACAUUUACAGUAAUUCCUGCAUAUUUAGCAAUAUCCAUGAUACUGUUUUUAUAUAUUAUUAAGGGUAUUAUGAAGUCAUAAUAUCAAUACUAUGCAAUUUGUAUUUUCUGGCAGUUGCUUAUUUCCUAGCAGAUGAUUUUCUUAUUUAGCUUGUACUGUUUUGUUUGAUUAUUUGUAACAUUUGUAUAAGAAAGGAAUGAUGAUGUAAAGUAAUGACCACUCUCUCUCUCUAGUUGCAAGGAUAAUCAAAUAUACAGUGUAUGCUUUAAAUAGAAUUUAGCGUGUGCCUGAUUUGGGGUAAAUGUGUUAACUUAAACUUUUCUGUUCUCUGUAUAAUAAGGCCUGAGAAUAAACGUUGGGAACUGAUCUGAA
Astyanax mexicanus (Mexican tetra) is the source of this 3315-nucleotide messenger RNA. It is a transcript of the gene gas2a, whose product is annotated as growth arrest-specific protein 2. Gene Ontology annotation, biological process: actin crosslink formation. Gene Ontology annotation, molecular function: actin filament binding; microtubule binding; cytoskeletal adaptor activity. NCBI's taxonomy places the organism in Eukaryota, Metazoa, Chordata, Actinopteri, Characiformes, Acestrorhamphidae. Bases 429 to 1388 code for a protein of 319 amino acids. The transcript has 8 exons. The record is from RefSeq and is a predicted model, not a curated record. Gene Ontology annotation, cellular component: actin filament.